Messenger RNA from Dovyalis caffra, 318 nucleotides. The record is from the annotation of a GenBank genome assembly. NCBI's taxonomy places the organism in Eukaryota, Viridiplantae, Streptophyta, Magnoliopsida, Malpighiales, Salicaceae.
AUGGAACAUGACAGGGGGAAGGCUAGCAAGGGGUUUAAAGCUAGCAAACCGUCGAAUAGUAAUUCAGGUAAUACGGCAGCUUUGAAUACUAUAAAUCACAGGGUGUUGAAUAUUGUUGCCAGUCAUGAAGGAAAUUUGGCUAUAGAUGGAAAAUCAAGUGUUAAUGUGGUCGUUAUAGAAGAACAAGAAGGACAGGAGGAAGUAGUCACUGAUGCUAAUUGUAACACUUUUGCCAUCUUAGCCAAUUUGGAAGAAGAAGCAGAAGCAGACGGCAACGUGUUGUAUGCAUAUGCUUGGAAGGGGGUCAACUUUGGAUAA